AUGGAAAUAACAUCCACUAGUACCAAACCCUUCGAGAGACUCGCCCUCGAUAUAGUAGGAACUCUACCCGAAUCCGGUAUCCAAAAAUUUAAAUACAUACUAACUUUACAAGACGACUUAACUAAAUUCUCUAGUGCUUAUCCCAUGAUUACCUCCACUACAGAAGAAAUUGCUGAUUGUAACGAUAUACUGAACCCCGUUAAAGUUUUAUUGAGAUCAAAUGCUAUUAAAUUUCAAUCCUUAUCGCAUAUUGUAUCUACUAAUUCAUCAAUCAGAAUAAACAAGUGGUCACUUGAGUUCGGCGGCGAAAUUCUUAAAUUCUUUUUCGGUACUCUGGAUGCUGACGACGCUAGAAAGUAUGAUGCCGCGAUCUCAACAUGUCAACAAGACGAGACACAAAUACUCAAUCUCAUGAAAGAUAACAUACACGUUGUCCAAUCGUCAAUAAAUGCUUUCAAUUCAUCUAUAUAUAAACUCAAUGAUAACGAAGAAAAGCUAAAUCAUCAAAUAAAUUUAAUGAACAGCAUGUUCUCAAAUUACUCUAAUUAUAAUAAUGCACUCGAAAACGUAUUUAGAUUGAAUAGCUACAUUAAUAUAAUCGAAAGCUCUCUAUUAACAUUAUCAAAUAUCCUUGAUUCUAUUCUUAAUUCUAUCCUAUUUUCUAAAAUUAAUAUUCUACAUCCUUCUGUAAUAAGUCCCAUGAACUUAUUAACAGAAUUGGAAAAACACUCCGAUAUAUGUGACAUAUUCAAUGACUCCGUGCAUCUAUUAUCACCGAUCUCUCUAACUAAUAUUAAUUUAGAAUCUCUUCGUCAUGCCUCACAUAAAUUAGAUAACUUAGAAAAGGAAAUCAAUAAAAUACAAGAUCAACCUCACAUAAUUAAAUAUGGCUCUUAUUACUCAACCUUUACAUAUAUUUUAAUU
Molecule: messenger RNA, 924 nt
Organism: Achroia grisella
Lineage: Eukaryota; Metazoa; Arthropoda; Insecta; Lepidoptera; Pyralidae
Exons: 4
Molecular function (GO): nucleic acid binding
Source: RefSeq, a predicted model, not a curated record